CUACUCAUACUCAUUCAACCCAGACAAUGGUUCUAUUUAAGGUUACAGUCACCUUGUCACAUAAGACACAAAUCAACGCCAACCAUUUAUUCUAGUAUCUUGUUUAACUCUUCUUGCUCCAUUUUGCCGUGCUUCUUCUUGUUCGCAAAUAAUGACGGUGAGGAGGAAUGAACCAAGGGCACUUAAAGCGCCCAAAAAUCGGAUGGGGGACAUCCCCAUAUUAGCAGAGGCGAUAAUGUUAUGUUACACCCAGAGACGCUACAUCUUCAACUCGCCCAGAGCCAUAGCUCACGCUGUGUUGGACAAGAGUAACAAAACGAUUGGAAGUGAAUGCCGAGAAAGAAGUGAUUGUGCAGAAGUGAAAGGCCGCGAAAUCUUGAAGGACUUAUACGAGUUGAAGAGAUUGUUGAGACAUGCCAUGCUUUUCAGCAGCCCCAAACGCUAUCUAGCAUUUCUAUUUCCAGCGGGGUUCGAAGGCGAGGAUGUCCUCCAAAGGGAGAGAACAUCUGGGUUUCUGAGGCCUGCUUUCACGGUUAUACGUGAUAAAGAAUCGAAAUGUUUGGUGGUGUUCAUCCGUGGAACGCGUAGCAUAAAAGACAUUGUCACAGAUGCACUGUGUGCUCCUGUGCCUUUCAAUCACAGCAUGGUUUCAGGACAUGCACACUGUGGUAUGGCUGCUUCGGCUGAUUGGAUUAGCAAACGCUGCAUUCCUGUAUUACUUGAAGCUCUUCGUCAAUACCCCCACUUCAAAAUCAAGAUCGUUGGACACUCGCUUGGUGGUGGUACUGCUGCACUCUUGACUUAUAAGCUUAGAGAAAUUCAACAGUUGUCUUCAGCAACUUGUGUCACAUUUGGCCCAGCUGCCUGUAUGACAUUGGAAUUAGCUGAAUUUGGGAAACCCUUUAUCACUUCUAUAAUAAAUGGUUCUGACACAGUGCCUACACUAUCAGCUUCUUCUGUUCAUGAUUUCAUUGAUGAGGGUCGGAAUAAGGAUAAAAACAUCUUAGACGCAGUUGGAACUGGCUUUUCUUUAGCCAAAGCCAUUGCAGAACAUGCAGUAAACUGUUGCACCGAGGUUGUGAAGAAACAUAAACACUCAUUGUUCCACCGUGAGAAUAUUCGCGCAUUGUCAGAGAACUUGGUUGAAGCUUCUGGAUUAUCUGGGACAAGUUUUGAACCUCUUUUAAGUGAAGAGCACUUACUCAAAGAAUCUAUUGAUGAUGAUGAAUAUAAUUUUUCGAGUGAAGGAUAUGACAAUGAUGACUCAGAUGACGAUAAUGAAAAUGAAGAUCAACUGUUGAAUGAAAUGGGGAAUCUUGAACUAAGAAAACCUGUUUAUAUCCCUGACAUUCAUGCUAAGGAGAAAGAUAUCAUUGAUGAAACAUCAGCUAGGCGACGUCUUUAUCCACCAGGCAAGAUCAUGCAUAUGAUCACUUCACAUAUGUCUGAAAAUUCCAACUCAAACCAGAGUGAUGCUGAUGAAAAACAUGUCUGCUUAUAUCGAACGCCUACACAGUUGUAUGAAAAACUCAGAUUUUCAAGAGGAAUGAUACUGGAUCAUCGCACAAAAAGGUAUAUGAAGAAGUUACAACAACUAAUCAAUAAACUAGAGAAAGAGCAAUUCAAAUAUCGUGGAGGAUGAACCAAAGAAAAACAAAUGAAAACUAUAAUUGGUACUAAUUUGCUCAUGUGGAAUCUUAGAAUUAAAAUUAAUCCUCUUGAUUCUAUUCUCAAGUGUUUAUUAUGAGUAUAUAUUAGUGAUAGUUGAAUAGGUAACAUAUUGUAAUAGUUUUUUAGGGGUUUGUUAUUCCUUAGAAGUCUCUGAAGAUAAUUUCUGCUAAAGAAUAAAAGUUGUAUUUGUUUC
Messenger RNA from Vigna unguiculata (cowpea), 1864 nucleotides. RefSeq lists its product as uncharacterized. Lineage: Eukaryota; Viridiplantae; Streptophyta; Magnoliopsida; Fabales; Fabaceae. The record is from RefSeq and is a predicted model, not a curated record. Gene Ontology annotation, biological process: lipid metabolic process.